AUCUCUCUCUCCUCUCUCUGUCCUCCUCCAGCCUCAGAGCCCAACCUGAAGGUGAAGUCUAGACUGAAGCAGAAGGUAGCAGAGAGGAGAAGUAGUCCACUGCUGAAGAGGAAAGACAGCAACGUCAUGACCCCCUACAAGAAGAGGGCCCUAGAAAUGAUGGACUCUACAGCCACUAACAGUGCCCAGGCUCAACCCAGCUCUCCCAUCGGAGCCUCCAGCGCCCUGGGGGCCGAGAACGGGCCCUCCUCUCUCCCCACCACAAAAACCGAGCGCUGGCCAUCACAGCCCAGGUUAUUUCGUCCAGAGGGCUCCAUGUCCAACCUUCUGAGCUUAUACACGUCUCCCUCCUUACCCAACAUCACCCUGGGCCUCUCCGCCACCUCCUCCCAGAUCAGCGCUGCCAUCGGGCUGAAGGAGAAGACUGGGGAGGUCAGGCAUGGUCUACCAGGGCAGCUCCUGGGGCCUGUGCCCAUGCCCACCGUGAUCUCCAUGGAGACCAAGGUGUCCCCCAGCCAUCAGGCCCUGCUCCAACACCUCCUUCAGAAGGAACAGAUAAGACGGCAGAAGAUCCUCUCCUCCUCUGGUCAAGGCUCCGUGCCCGCCCACCCCCACUCCCCUCUGGCCAUGAAGGACAGGCCCUCCUCCAACAGCAGACCCAAGCUGCCCAAGCACCGGCCCCUGAACCGSACCCAGUCAGCCCCUCUGCCCCAGAGCACCCUGGCUCAGCUGGUCAUCCAGCAGCAACACCAGCACUUCCUGGAGAAGCAGAAACAGUACCAGCARCAGAUCCACAUCAAUAAGCUGCUGUCCAAGUCCAUCGAGCAACUCCGUCAGCCCAGCUCCCUGGUCAACCCACACCUGCAGGAGUCAGAGGAGGAGGAGGAGGACAACACCCGGAGGAUGGAGGAUGAGAGGAUGGACAUGCAGGAGGACAGGAUGCCCCCUGGUGGCGUGAUCCAGAAACACACCCUUCGCUCCAGCAGCAGCAGUGGCAGCAACGGCUCUCUCGGGGAGCUGUCCGCCAUCGUAGAGGCCCACCACCGCCUGGGGGUCAUAAAGGUCAAAGAGGAGCCAAUCGACAGCGAGGACGAGUCCCUGUCCAAUCAGAGCCUAGUGGCGGAGCAGAGUGCCUCACUCCACCAAGUCAAAGGUCAGCUGGUGAUAAGAGCCAUGAUCUGAGAGGGGGCAGAAGAUGAAGGAAAUCACACACUGCGACAUUCAGAGACGCAUACGUACACACACACACACACACCACACCACAAACAACACACACACACACACACACACACACACACACACACACACA
This is a messenger RNA of Salvelinus sp. IW2-2015, 1309 nucleotides long. Its product is annotated as histone deacetylase 9-B-like. NCBI's taxonomy places the organism in Eukaryota, Metazoa, Chordata, Actinopteri, Salmoniformes, Salmonidae. The record is from RefSeq and is a predicted model, not a curated record.